GAUUCUAGAUUCCGAUCGAAAUAAAACGUUUUCGGAACGUUGAGGUUGUAUGUCUUGAUACGUCUACUGCUACAGAAUAUUCAGUUGAUCACGUAAUUCUGCUGGUAAAUUGCAGCAAGAUGCAAGGGCUCAGCUUAUCUAGCUUGAAAAAGCACCCCUCCCUGAUUCCCCUGUAUGCCUGUCUUAUUGCGGGUGUAGGUGCAGCUUGUGCUUAUACAAUUCGUUUGGCCGUGAAGAAUCCUGACGUUACAUGGAAUAGUAAAAAAAAUCCCGUGCCCCAGGAAGCCUACAAAGAUAAACAGUAUAAGUUUAUCUCUCCAGUCAGGGAUUACUCUAAAGUUAAAUGUCCUGCUCCUGAAUAUUAAAAUGUUGUAAAUAUUAGACCAUCGAUGAGGAUGUAGAAUAUGAACUACAGGAUGACCUGUAUAAUACUUACACAGUUAGUCUUAAAUAUAACCUUGUACUAAUCUAUUUAAAAACCUUUACAUUUUGUUGUUUCAAGCCCUAUAGUUUAUUAUUUGGAUUAUACCUGAUAAGAAUAAAUAGUUUCCGUAAUAUUCUUCA
This is a messenger RNA of Cephus cinctus (wheat stem sawfly), 564 nucleotides long. It is a transcript of the gene ND-MLRQ, whose product is annotated as cytochrome c oxidase subunit NDUFA4. The coding region runs from base 120 to 365 and encodes 81 amino acids. NCBI's taxonomy places the organism in Eukaryota, Metazoa, Arthropoda, Insecta, Hymenoptera, Cephidae. The transcript is spliced from 3 exons. The record is from RefSeq and is a predicted model, not a curated record.